AAUAUCUUAACAUAGGAGUCCAUAAAUGUUAUCACCAUGGCAAACAUAUAGAGUCACGGCUGCUUCUUGUAAAAGAACAUGGUAUAUCAGAACAGACAUCGUAUGGGAUUCCUCAACAAGAUAAUUUCAUUGAUAUGGGACAUGUAUUUGAUCUUGACGAAGAGGGCUGCAGCUCAUCCCAAACUGUGGUGCUUCAGGGAUGUGCUGGGAUUGGGAAAACAGCUGUGGUGCACAAGUUCAUGUUUGACUGGGCAGCAGGAAUGGUUGCUCCAGGAAGGUUUGACUAUCUCAUCUAUGUUAACUGCAGAGAAAUAAGCCAUAUUGCUAACCUUAGUGCUGCUGACCUGAUCACUAACACUUUUCAAAAUAUAGAUGGACCAAUCCUGGACGUUAUUCUUGUGUGUCCAGAGAAGCUUCUUUUCAUUCUUGAUGGAUUUCCUGAGCUUCAGCACCCUGUAGGUAACCUGGAAGAAGAUCUUAGUGCUAACCCCCAGGAGCAGAAGCCAGUAGAAACCCUCUUACGUAGUUUUGUGAGGAAAAAAAUGUUCCCUGAAUCCUCCCUGCUGAUAACUGCCCGGCCUGCAACCAUGAAGAAGCUCCACUCUCUGUUAAAAGAACCUAUCCAGGCAGAGAUCAUUUGGUUUACAGAUGCUGAAAAGAGAGCAUAUUUCUUGAGUCAGUUUUCAGGUGCCAAUGCAGCAAUGGAAGUUUUUUAUGAGCUGCAACAAAAUGAAAGCCUUGACAUUAUGUCCUCUCUUCCCAUCAUCUCCUGGAUAAUCUGCAGUGUCCUGCAGUCACAGAAAGAUGGUGACAGGAGUCUUAUGGGAUCACUUCAGACAAUGACUGAUGUGUAUCUGUUCUACUUUUCCAAGUGCCUCAAGACCCUUACGGGCAUCUCAGUGUGGAAGGGACAAAGUUGCCUGUGGGGCCUUUGCUCUUUGGCUGCAGAGGGACUGCAGAACCAUCAGGUCCUAUUUGAAGUCCGUGACCUCAGGAGACAUGGGCUAGGGCUAUAUGAUAUCAAUUGUGCUUUUCUAAAUCACUUUUUGAAAAAAGUUGAAGAAAGUGUCAAUGUCUACACUUUCCUUCACUUCAGUUUCCAAGAGUUCUUAACUGCUGUGUUCUAUGCUCUGAAGAAUGACAGCAGAUGGAUGUUUUUUGAUCGAGUGGAGAAAACAUGGCAAGAAAUAUUCCACCAAUAUGGAAAAGGGUUUUCAUCAUUAACGAUACAGUUCUUGUUUGGCCUCUUACAUAAAGGAAAGGGAAAGGCUGUGGAAACUACUUUUGGAAGAAAAGUUUCCCCAGGACUUCGAGAGGAGUUAUUGAAAUGGACUGAGAAAGAAAUAAAGGAUAAAUAUUCUAGGUUACAGAUUGAGCCAAUGGACUUGUUUCACUGUUUGUAUGAGAUUCAGGAAGAAGAAUAUGCAGAAAAGAUAAUUGGUGAUUUACAAUCAAUUAUGUUGCUUCAACCUACCUACACAAAAAUGGACAUUCUGGCUAUGUCAUUCUGUGUAAAAAGCAGUCACAGUCACCUGUCAAUGUCUCUGAAGUGUCAGCACCUAAUUGGAUUUGAGGAGGAAGAGCGAGCCUCUGCAUUCAUGACACCAGUCUUUUCACUUAAUCAGCCCUUUGAGCUGCACAAUAUGCCAGUGUCUCGGCUACACUUCUUCUGCCAAGCACUAUGUAAUCCACACUGUAAAAUCAAAGACCUGAAACUGAUUUUCUGCCACCUCACAGCUUCUUAUGGUAGGGACCUCUCUUUAGUAUUUGAAACUAACCAGUAUUUGACAGAUUUGGAGUUUGUAAAAAAUACCCUGGAAGAUUCAGGAAUGAGGCUUCUGUGUGAAGGAUUAAAGCAGCCAAACUGUGUCUUACAGACAUUGAGGUUGUACCGAUGCCUUAUAUCUCCUGCUUCUUGUGGGGCACUAGCAGCUGUUCUCAGCACCAGUCAGUGGCUCACUGAUCUGGAAUUUAGGGAAACAAAAUUGGAAGCUUCAGCUCUGGAAUUGCUCUGUGAAGGCUUAAAAGAUCCAAAUUGCAAAUUACAGAAGCUCAAGUUGUGUGCUAGCUUUCUCCCUGAAAGCUCAGAGGUUGUUUGCAAGUAUCUUGCUUCUGUUCUCAUUUGCAAUACAAACCUCACUGAGCUUGACCUGAGUGAAAAUCCCCUGGGGGAUACAGGGGUGAAGUAUCUUUGUGAAGGUCUCAGACAUUCCAACUGUAAAGUGGAGAAACUAGACUUGAGCACAUGUUACCUAACAGAAGCUAGCUGUAUGGAGCUCUCUUCUUUCUUGCAAGUGAGUCAGACUUUAAAAGAGUUAUUUGUGUUCGCCAAUGCCCUGGGGGACAUAGGAGUACAGCAUCUCUGUGAAGGUCUGCAGCAUGCACAGGGUGUAAUCCAGAGUCUUGUGCUUUCUCAGUGUUCCCUUUCUGCGGCUUGUUGUGAAUCCCUCUCCCAAGUCUUGAGCUCCACCCGGAGCCUGACAAGGCUGCUUCUAAUUAAUAACAAAAUUGAAGAUCUGGGACUGAAAUUUCUGUGCGAAGGAUUAAAACAGCCUGACUGUCAGUUAAAAGAUCUGGCAUUAUGGGCCUGCCACCUGACUGGAGAGUGUUGUCAGGAUUUGUGCAAUGCACUCUACUCCAAUGAGUACCUGAGAGACCUUGACCUCAGUGAUAAUGCCUUAGGGGACGAGGGUAUGCAGGUGCUGUGCGAAGGGCUGAAACACCCCUCCUGCAAACUACAGACCUUGUGGUUAGCAGAAUGUCAUCUCACAGAUGCGAGCUGUGGAGCCCUUGCCUCUGUCCUCAACAGAAAUGAAAACUUAACGCUGCUAGACCUAAGUGGAAAUGACCUCAAGGAUUUUGGAGUGCAAAUGCUGUGUGAUGCACUGAUUCAGCCAAUAUGUAAACUACAAACAUUCUACAUUGACACGGACCAUUUACAUGAAGAAACAUUCAGAAAGAUGGAAGCUUUAAAAAUGAGCAAGCCUGGAAUCACCUUGUAGUUUCCAAGGAGAGCCCCUGAAUCAGCUGCAUAUAGUAGACCCCCUCCAUCUGCCACCAUCUUAACAGUUGUGCAGUAUUCUUAUUCUAAACCUGUUAACCUUUGCCAAGGACCCUAGUGUGAAACAGCAGCAGUGACUUCUAUUUCUUAGUUAGAAUCAUCCACAAAGUUGGAUGUGAAAGGCAGAGACACUUUAGUUCAAAUGUCUUCAGCAAUAAUACCUUACAUUCAUAUGUUGUGUUAUAAUGUUUACUAUGUUCUCACAGAAACCUUAAAAGUAAGAGGAUGAGGCUCAGAGAGGUUGUAACUAGCUCUAGGUCACACAGCUCAUUAGAGAAUUGGGACUGGAACCUAGCCAGGUUUACAAUACCCAGACCAGACAGGGAAAUAAUAGAAAAAGGAUGUGAAGGAGUCAACUUAAUGAAACAAGGAUUCGAUGAGGAGGGCACUUGUUGGGAUGAGCAGUGUUAUAUGGAAACCAACUUGAUAAUAAACUAUAAUUUAAAAAAACAAAAAAAAACCAUUUUACUAUGAAAAAAAGAAAAAAGUCAACUUAAAAAAACAAGAUACUUGAAAUGAUUAAAGGGCAAGAGGGUAUACAAACAUGUUAUAUCUUAUGGUGCUGAUUUUUUAAAAAGCUAUAAUUCACAAAGGAAAGAGAGAAAUGAGUUCUGGAAAGGCUUCAUGGAGAUGCAACUUGAUGCGGGCCUUGAGAAUGGGCAGGAUUGAGAUGGGGGACAUGCAUUGCUUAGUGGCUGUGAGACUGCAGGCAGCAGGGCUAUGUGUGUGAGCCACUCACCAAAAGCACCUAGGGAGAGAGAAAUGUGUGCCUUAGUUUCCUGAGCUGUGGCAGUAUCUGCAUUCUAGCUGAGGGUGCUCUCUAGUUCCCAGACUCAGCUCCCUUUCUGAACUUUUAAUACCUACCCUGUUGUUGUUCAUGGACUACUACGGCUGACUCACUCCUCACCCAUGACAGCAAAUUGCAUGGCCUUGCAUUGAUCCUACACAACCCCAUGUUUCUCUCUCUGCAUAGCUUCUACAAAACACUAGAUGAGACAAGUGGAGGAAGGAAAUACCACGCAAAGAAAAUAGCACAAAGUCCAUGAAAUAGGAAUUAAUAUGUUAUGGGAUGGGCAGAAAAGUAGGCCGGUCCAGUUGAGAUACAGAGUUGUCUCUGGAAGCUACUUGACUAGCUGUGUGACCUUGAACAUGUCACUUGGAUUCUAACAGUUUCUAUUUUCUUAUCUGUAAAAUGAGGAUAAAUUGGCAUUAAACUUGUUUGGCUAUUGUUCCCAACAUGGUGCCUACCCAUAGUAGGAACUAUCAUGGUAGCUAUUUGUAUGAGGCUAUAAAUGUAAUAUAACUCAGCUGUGUAGUCUUUGAGCUCUCAGAUUUUCCUGCUGUGUAGUCAGUGUUAACUGUGCAUUUGAACUAAAUAUGUGUGCUGGAGAUAGUAAAUCUAGUGGGUGAGCGCUGGGGAUGGUGAGUCUAGUGGGGGAAGAUCCACAUAGUGGAAGUGACUGCCUACAAGAGGUCUAGCUGCUCCAUGUCCUCGUCCGUCAUCACAUGUUGUUCCUUGCUGCCCUGGGAGAUGGUAACUUUUGGUUGGGAGACCACAUGUGGCCUGAGAUGGUCAAGACAGCACUUUGUUUCCAGUUUUCUUAAGUCCUUUCCUUUUAGUUAUUUAAGACUUAUUUAUUGAGAAUUAUUAUGUGCCAGGUUUUGUGCUAAGUGUUGGCUUUACAGAGAUGACUAUGCCUUUCCCUGUGCACAUCCCCCUCCAUCUUCUCUGACUGCCCUGGUCCCUCUGUGAGUCUGGUAAAAAGCUGAUAAAGCUCAGUCACAGUAAGACCUCAAGGAUAUAAUGUUGAAUGAAAAAUUGCAGUACUCCAUGUGUGGGUGUUUGUGUAUAUGUCCCAUUUGUAUCCAAAAGGACAAAUACACAUGUAUGUGUAUGUGUUCAGCAUAUGUGUGGAAGAAUAUUUACAGGAAAUUGCCAAUAGGUGUUAUCUCUCGUCAAGAGGAAUUUGGCAAAGAGGGGCAGUGAGAGAAGAGGAAAGGAGGUUUUCAUUUUUAUCUAUAGCCCUCUGUUCUACUUGAUGUUUUUACCAUAUGCAUGUAUUGAUUUUAUAAUUAAUAAACUUGAUGUUAAAAAUAAAA
Molecule: messenger RNA, 5161 nt
Organism: Suricata suricatta (meerkat)
Lineage: Eukaryota; Metazoa; Chordata; Mammalia; Carnivora; Herpestidae
Product: NACHT, LRR and PYD domains-containing protein 3
Exons: 10
Coding region: 135-3002 (955 amino acids)
Biological process (GO): negative regulation of inflammatory response; negative regulation of canonical NF-kappaB signal transduction; cellular response to cytokine stimulus
Cellular component (GO): cytoplasm
Molecular function (GO): protein binding
Source: RefSeq, a predicted model, not a curated record